AUGACCUGGCCGGAUAUCGACUAUCUUGAGCUGCCCAACGGGCGAACCAUUACCGUUUGCGCAUCUCAUCACAUGGCCACCUGCGGAAAAUGUUGUCUUGACUUCAGCCAUGACUUCGAGUACGACGAAGACGGAAACUACUUGGACGAGGAUGAAGAGGACGACGAAGAAAUCUUUGGCUUUGACUACGACUCUCGCCUUCCCAGGGAUGUCAGCUUCGCUCAUGUUGCGAAUAGCCGAUAUGGCCGUCUCGAGAGAAUCACUGCGAGCGGAUCUCGGAGAUCCUCAGCGCGUGUCCAGUCUACUUGGGAUGAUGAAGAUGACGACGACAGCGAUGGUCCGCCCCCCCUCAUCGACGACGAUGAACCAUUCAACCCGCACCACGACCCGCAGACCAGUACGCCUUUGGAGCCCACAGAACUUUUCCUUCCGAAAAAGUCCUUGAUAGCUAUUACAUCUGUUAUCCGCUUCAUCAAUCGCUACGACGACUCGGAAGUUCUCAUUUACACCGACGGGGCCUGUCUUGACAACGGCAACGCUGCAGCCCGCGGUGGCUCCGCCUUCAUCUUCAAGCCGGUACUCCCCAAUGACGAGAGCGGGUGUGUGGCCUUCAAGCUCGAGGACAAGGGGCCAGACGGCCAGACAUACCGCCACACCAGCAACCGCGCCAAGCUGCGCGCCGCCCUCGCCGCGCUCCAAUUCAGGGCCUGA
This is a messenger RNA of Colletotrichum lupini, 711 nucleotides long. RefSeq names its product RNase H domain-containing protein. The record is from RefSeq and is a predicted model, not a curated record. Gene Ontology annotation, molecular function: RNA-DNA hybrid ribonuclease activity; nucleic acid binding. The transcript has 2 exons. Bases 1 to 711 code for a protein of 236 amino acids. Lineage: Eukaryota; Fungi; Ascomycota; Sordariomycetes; Glomerellales; Glomerellaceae.